Mucor velutinosus is the source of this 369-nucleotide messenger RNA. RefSeq lists its product as uncharacterized. Bases 1 to 369 code for a protein of 122 amino acids. The record is from RefSeq and is a predicted model, not a curated record. Lineage: Eukaryota; Fungi; Mucoromycota; Mucoromycetes; Mucorales; Mucoraceae. The transcript has a single exon.
AUGUCCUUUACUUCAAAAUUUACAGAGAGAUUUGAUAUUGAUCCAUCUCAAUCCAUGAUGUUAGAUCUAUCAACCACACCACACUCAGAUUCAUUAGCAUCUGUCUACUCUACACCUUCCCUGACGCUGUCAGACCCCGUCUUGACCGAUCAAUCAACUACGGCCACUAGUCGUCCCAUUGCGAUUCCCAAAAAGAACAACAUCAAGAAUAGAAGCAUGUCCACCUCGCCUCAACAAGAACAUUGCCCAAGUCCCAAAGAUCAUGCAGGCUCCAAAUUCAAGCAUUUCCUGAGCACCUUGUCCAGAAAACGGGAUAGAUCCUCUGUGUCAUCCUCCUCGUUAUCCAGAGCCAUCUCGACCAAAUAUUAG